Cyphellophora attinorum is the source of this 4338-nucleotide messenger RNA. RefSeq names its product MAP kinase kinase kinase wis4. The record is from RefSeq and is a predicted model, not a curated record. Gene Ontology annotation, molecular function: ATP binding; protein kinase activity. Lineage: Eukaryota; Fungi; Ascomycota; Eurotiomycetes; Chaetothyriales; Cyphellophoraceae. The transcript is spliced from 3 exons. Bases 1 to 4338 code for a protein of 1445 amino acids. Gene Ontology annotation, biological process: protein phosphorylation.
AUGACUAUGAGCGCGCCUGCGGCAGUCGCGGGCGGCGCGCUGGGCGGAAAUGGAAAUGGAAAUGGAGAAGGCGCCUCGGCCGAUGCAGCCAUCGCUUCCCUCACCUCAUCCUUCGACACGGCCGACGAGCUGCUCAUCUCUACACGGUCACAAUCACAGCCACAGCUCAUACCCACAAAGUACGGGCCUCGCUUUGCAUCACCCGUGGAUGACGCGUUGCAGCCAACAAUAUCGCGCUCAUCUCUCACGUCGAUAAUGGAGCAUGACGAAAUGCCAGUCAACGGUCAAAACUCGAGUAGUGACGAAGAUCAGCAGCAGAUUCAACCUUACGAUGUCUUCCCCGUCCAGGGCGACUUCACAGACUCAGACGGGACACCUAUAGCAUAUACACCCCAGAGCAGUAUCUAUCCCGGAUCUGCCGUCUUCUCGUCCGGGCAAUGGGGCUCUUAUAACGGCACAGCCCGGCCUCGAGGCGGGAGUGGCAAUCCUCCGGCUGCCAUGAUGGAGAGAUCCUUCACGACUGAUGGCCAACAUGCCCAAGCAGAUCUGCGAGGAGCCAGACCGAACGUGCUCAGAACGCCGUCAUCGACCUACGCCCCACAACGAAGGCCGCCGCAGUUCCUCUCGCUCAAUUCGAAACGUAUGUCCUCAUCGUCGGCAGUGCGAGCCAGAAGAAAUCCAGAAGCACAGUACAAGGCACAAGAGAAGGCAUAUGUUCAGAAGGUCAGACAGCAGCCACAAGAAUGGCUCAACGGCGGAGACAUGCGGACGCCCACCUUGAGCUAUAGCACCGACGACAACACCGACGAGGACGAGUCACCAAUGACCGAGUCCCAAUUCGAGGACCCCUACGAUCCCGAAACGUUGAUGUUCUUGGGCAACGAAGACAAUGUACAGCCGUCAGAGGAGGAGCUGCAGGUCUCAGAGAACAGAGAACGUCUCGAGUGGCACUCAAUGCUGGCAUCAGUCCUCAAGGGCGAUGUCGUCAAGCAAGAGAAGCAGCGUCUCAUUGGAACAGCAGAGCAAAUGACACGGAAUGAGAUAGGCGACGAGAUAUGGAUGGGUGCUAGAGCAAAAUUGUUUGGUCGGGCUGUGCCAAUGCAGCGGAAACUCAUCGAAGAAGCUCGAUCCGGACUCGGCCCGACGAUUGAGACCAUCAUCUCGUUCGAAAUCAAGGGAGAGACUAUCGUUGGCAAGUCGCCGCUCGAGCAAGUUGAAGAGGCUGUACAGAAGAUCGAGAAAUGCGAAUUCUUGUUUCCCAGCCGAGCACAGAUGGAGGCGACCGAACCGAGAGCUGCGUCCGAUGCCUUUCGAGAAAGCUGCGAUGCCAUACUGUCCUGGUACAACAUCACACAAAUCAUCAACAUUGAAUUAGGAAUUCUUCAAGCUUGGGUUGGCAAUCCGGAGCUUGACUUUACAAAGACGAAACCAAAGUCGGAAAGGGAGAAGUUGACGGACGAGUCUUCCUUCAUCGAUCGGAUCCUGAAGGAGGACGGUCUCAAGGCUCUGCAAACCGAGAAAAGCAUGUUCAUCGGCAUCAGCGAAGUCAUCAAGAAGGCCAAAGUCACUCUGACCGAGAAUGCACACACCUUCGCCGCCAGACACCUUCCACCAUACAUCGAGGAGCUACUCACCUUGAUCAACUUCCCAUCCAGACUCAUCCAGGAAAUCAUCAAGGUCCGUUUAUCGUACGCAAAGAAGAUGAAAGAAUCAGCUCAGCAGUCUGUCAUGAUCAUCGACCAAAUGAUCUCACAGUUCCAGAUUCUGAUGCAGCUGGCAUGCAACGUCAAACGUGAGUACAACGCCAUCAUCCGCCGGAAGCUGGUUCUGGAUGCCCUACGCUUCUACUUCAAGAUGCUCAACUGGAAGCUGGGUGCAAACAAGAACACUUUCCGAGAAGCCGAAAUUCUGGAACAGGAAUGGGGCUUUUCGAACGAGAUCGGGAGACAGCUCGAGGGAGGCGAUAUCGAGGUCGCAGAACAGUUCAGCUCGUUGACAGCCAAAUCGUUACUACGGCUGACGGCAUCAUUCGAACGAGAACUUCGACAGAAACCAGAUGAGUCGCCACAGGAGAUGGAGAAGAGGUACAAGGCAAUCCUCGACUCUGUUCGUGUGAGACAGCGAAAGCUGUUUCGUUUCUCCCGGCUGCUGCGACAGAGGUUCGAGAACUCAACAGAGUACAAUCUUGGAAUGAACGAGGCGCAAAUGCAGGACUUCACCGAAUCCCUUGCCAUGUCAGGCCACUUCCUCAUCGAAAUGGGAUCGAACACGCCGAAGGGCACAUACUUCAUCGGCUCUUUGGCUCUUUGGGACAAACCACAGCACAUACAAUCCGUCCUCGGCACAUCUCUUCAUGUCGACGAUGCAACGGAUGUUGCGGACCCUGCAUACAUCCUUGCACUGAGACCUGAGGAAGGCUUCAGCUGGUCAGGCCCGAAGAUGUCUGCUGAUGUGAUUGAGUUGCCAGCGGAUGUGCGUGUGGGACGUCUGCGCCUCAUUGCUGAUGGCUCAUCACAACGGCUUCCUGCAGCUCGAGAGACCUUCGCCGGAUACUGCGGUCGCACCUUUGAUGUAGUCAUCGAGCAACGUGCCAACCUCUCGCGUGUUAACACCGAGCUCGGCAAGAUCAAGAAGACCACCUUCAAGCUCUCUAACACGAUCAUGGAGUCUGUCGAAGCUAUUAGAUCUCAGUCUGGCGCCGCCGCAACCCCAGAACUGAUCCAGUCCUGUUUUGCAUUCGCUACUGAAUUUGGCAAACGCUCACUGUCAUACAUGGAUCCCAACAGGCGGAUGAUGAACAAUCUGAAGCUCACGCGCCUUGCUCUUGACUGGAUCAGCUUCAUUACUGACGAUUGCGAAGCCGCUGACCGACGGACUUUCAAGUGGGCUGUGGUGGCACUCGAGUUCGCCAUGGCCAUGACUCGGGGCAGGAAUAUUCUCGACAUCUCCGAUGAAGAAUACUCGCGCAUCCGAGUGAAGGUCGCCGGCUGCAUGUCUGUGCUGAUCUCACACUUCGAUAUCAUGGGUGCACGUUCGACGCUUGCUGCUCAACAGGAGAAGUCCCGCAUGGACGCCGCCGGCGUGAAUCAGAAACGACUUGACUUCUCCAAGAUGCGCAACGACGACGACUGCUUCCAGCAGAUGUGUGAAUCGCGUCUUGCGCAGCUCGAGGAGAUUGACAACUUGCGCCAUGAGCGUGGACCAAGCAAAGCUACGCUGGGCAAAGUCCUCGAGGGCAGCAAUGAAGCCGACCGCUCCUUGACCUUCCUAAGCUCAAGCGCCACAAACAUCACUAUGCGUUGGCAGCAAGGUCGCUACGUAGGCGGAGGUACUUUUGGAUCUGUCUAUGCCGCCCUCAAUCUCGACACCGGCAACCUCAUGGCUGUCAAAGAGAUCCGUCUGCAAGACCCACAAGUCAUCCCGACAAUCGUCAAACAGAUUGGCGACGAAAUGUCCGUCUUAGCAGUCCUCGACCACCCCAACGUCGUUUCCUACUACGGCGUCGAAGUUCACCGCGACAAAGUCUAUAUCUUUAUGGAGUACUGCUCAGGUGGCUCGCUUGCCGGCUUGCUCGAGCACGGUCGCAUCGAAGACGAGACUGUGAUCAUGGUCUAUGCAUUACAAAUGCUCGAGGGGCUUGCGUAUCUGCACCAAGCUCGAAUCGUGCACCGUGAUAUCAAGCCAGAGAACGUCCUGCUGGACCACAACGGCGUCAUCAAGUACGUCGACUUCGGCGCCGCCAAGGUAAUUGCACGGCAAGGUCAGACCAUGAUGGCUCAGCCCGAACCCAGCCCAUUGAAGCAAGACCAAAAAGCCGGCAAAGACGGCCAGCAGCAGGGCGGUAAAGGCGGCCAGCCGCAGAAAACCAUGACCGGCACACCGAUGUACAUGUCUCCCGAAGUAAUCCGUGGCGAAGCACCACCCAACUCCCGCUUCUUCGGUGCCGCGACAUCUGGUCUUUGGGCUGCGUCAUUCUCGAAAUGGCGACCGGCCGGAAAUCCUCCACAGCAGCCGACUGAAGAGCAGCUCUCCGACGGCGGGCGCAAUUUCCUGAGGAAAUGCUUCGAGCGGGAUCCCGCGAAGCGCCCCUCCGCAGCGGAAUUGCUGCAAGACCCGUGGAUUGUAGAAAUCAGGCGACUGGUGGUGGAUGAUCAAGAGGCGACGAGUGCGGGAGGUUUUAGCAGGAGUGACACGAUGAGUAGUCUGAGCAACUCGGCCUCCAACUCUAGUGGUGGUGUGGGGCUGGCGAGUGGAACGUGGACGGCGAAUAGUGGGUUGACGCCGACGAGUGAAAGCCCGGCGGAUGUUGAGGGGGAGGGUGUGGCUAGGUCGCAGUAG